CGAAAACAAAUCAGUCGGAAAAACACAGAUAAACUAUUUAUAAAUUGUAAAGUAUAAGAUAUCACUUUUAAAUUGUGUUUGGUUUAUCGGUGAGUAAACAUAAGAAGUAAGGUUGUGUGGCACUAAAACGUUACUUACUGGAACAGAUGAGAAAAAGGAACUCAAUUUUAGCUAAUAUUAGUAGUUCCGAUAGUUGUGGUGAAUUUGUGAAGAGUUUACCGUUUUUACAAACGUGUAUUUUAUCAUAGUGAUGGGGCAGACAUUAUCAGAGCCUGUGACAGAGAAGCAGUCAUCGACAUGUCAGGACAGCCGGUACCUCGUCGGUUCGUCCUGCAUGCAAGGAUGGCGUGUGUCUAUGGAUGAUUGUCACACACAUAUACUGUCAUUACCAGAUGAUCCUGGCACUGCCUUUUUUGCUGUAUAUGAUGGACAUGGAGGAGCAAACAUAGCAGAAUAUGCUGGAAAACACCUACACAAGUUUAUAACUGCCCGUCCAGAAUAUCAUCUUGGUAACAUUGAAGAGGCAUUAAAACAGGGUUUUCUUGAUAUGGACCAGGUUAUGUUUGAAGAGUACGUAUUGCAACAGAAGGUAGCUGGUAGCACAGCCGUUGUGGUAUUGAUAAAGGAGAAUGUUUUAUACUGUGCUAAUGUUGGUGACUCCAGAGCCAUAGCCAGUGUCAGGGGAGCUGUGGAAAUCCUAUCAUAUGACCACAAACCUAACAAUGAAGAAGAACUCCGCAGGAUCAAUGCAGGCGGUGGUUGGGUUCAGUUAAACAGAGUGAAUGGCAACCUUGCUUUAUCUCGGGCACUAGGGGACUAUGUAUUCAAGAGGAAUUACAGGCUUUCGCCUCAGGAGCAAAUUGUUACAGCUUAUCCAGAUGUUCAAGUGAGGCAGAUCAACGAAGAUUGGGAAUUCAUCGUCAUCGCGUGUGAUGGCAUUUGGGAAGUUCUGUCAAAUGAGGAGGUAAUAUCGUUCUGCCGCGUCCGUCUUCUAAGCGGUUGGGAGCCGGCCGGGGUCUGCGAGGCUCUCAUGCAGCGCUGCCUCGCGCCCAACUGCGCGACCGGCGGGCUCGGAUGCGACAAUAUGACCGUGCUGCUUAUCUGUUUCGCGCCUUUUCCGAGGCCCCAGCCCCCGGAUUCUGCUUUACCAGAAGAAGAAAAUCUGGACUCCAAAUUUAUGACUAAAAUGGAAGAUCUUCUAUAUGUGGAAGAUGAAGAGGAAGACCUCAAAUGAAGUCAUACAUUUAUUGUACUCGUGUAAAUUAUUGUACAUAGAGGGAUAAUGUAAAGUCUACGCAGGUAUACGCAUUUAGUGCAAUCUUUGUCGGUGUUAAUGAUUUGUGUCAUUACCUGUGUUUAGAUAGGGACAAUUGCAUUUUUUUUUAUUUUGGCGUAUGUAUAAAUAGUAUUUUUAUUUGAGUGCCUAACUUGGUAAUAAAAAUAUUGAAGUUUUUCUAUUAACUCUUUCUGAUAUAAAACUUAUACUGAAGAAAUCUAAAAAUUGGCU
Molecule: messenger RNA, 1507 nt
Organism: Chilo suppressalis (striped riceborer)
Lineage: Eukaryota; Metazoa; Arthropoda; Insecta; Lepidoptera; Crambidae
Source: the annotation of a GenBank genome assembly